Chironomus riparius is the source of this 2345-nucleotide messenger RNA. The record is from the annotation of a GenBank genome assembly. NCBI's taxonomy places the organism in Eukaryota, Metazoa, Arthropoda, Insecta, Diptera, Chironomidae.
AAAGGAUUUAAUUCAAAUUAGUGACAAUGUUUAAAUAUUUAAUAUUCGUGAUUUUAAUUGCAAGUUCGCAAGGAAAACUUACUAUAGACAGUGAUGAUGUGCUUAGUUUAAUUCGACAAGCUGGAUAUCGAGGUAUUUCCUAUCAAAUAACAACUGAGGACAAUAAUGGAUGGAUUCUAAAACUUCACCGAGUUUUCCCUAAACGAAGAAUGGCAAAUACAAUGCCUGUAUUCCUUAUGCAUGGAAUAAUAACAAAUUCUGUAGACUAUGUAAUCACUGGAAAGAAUAAAGCUUUGGCAUAUCUUCUGGCUGACAACAAUUUUGAUGUUUUUAUGGGAAAUUCUCGCGGCAGUCGUCAUUCGUUCAUCGAUCGUAAAACAGCAAAUUAUUCAAAUUUAUGGAACUUUUCAUUCAAUGAAAUUGGAACCUACGAUGUUGCAGCUAUGAUUGAUUAUGUGCUGCGUCUUACAGGCAAAUCUAAAUUAUUCUACGUCGGUCACUCACAGGGAACAUCAAGUCUACUAGCUUUGCUAUCAAACCGACCAGAAUAUAAUUCAAAAAUUAUUCAAGCUCAUUUAUUUUCACCUGUAGCAUUCAUGAAGUAUCUGCCAAAUCCUCAUGCGAGAAAAAUAGUUCUUCCAUUCUUGGACAUGUGCAUCCAAAAUAACGUAAAGUUUUUGAAUUUUACGAAAAUUAUUACAAGUGUGAGUCCUUUGACAAGAGUAAUCUGUGACGUUUCAAUGAAUCCUUUCUGGAGUGAUCUUUGCAAAUCUAUUAUAUUUUUGUUUGCUGGUCCAAAUAAAUAUAAGUUGGAGAUUGAUCCGGACCUGCUGUUAAACCUUACUGAUUACUUAUCGCCAUUAUUAAGUGUACAGCAAAUGAAUCAUUACAUGCAGCUAUAUCGAAGUGGAAAAUUUAGAAAAUAUGACUAUGGCCGUAGAAAUGUUCAAACUUAUGGAACUUUAGAACCUCCUGAUUAUAUUCUAUCAAAUGUUAAGGUUCCAACUUAUAUUUAUCGAGGCACUGAGGACUCUUUAGCAUCUCGAAGGGACAUUGAUCAUUUAAUUGAAUUAUUACCCAAUGUGAAGUAUAAUCGAAUAAUUCCUAACUUUAAUCAUGUUGACUUCAACUUCGGUAGUAGAUCUCGUCUAAAUAAGUUUAUUGACAUGCUUAAAAGUUUAACAGUCUUAAUUUUAAUUGCAAGUUCACAAGGAAAAUUAUUUCAAGAAAGUGACAAUGUAUUAGAAUUAAUUCGACAAGCUGGAUAUCAAGGAGCUGCUUAUCAAACAGCAACUGAGGACAAUGGAUGGAUUGUAAAAAUUCAUAGAAUUUUUCCUAAAAGAAAAAUGACAAAUACGAUGCCUGUAUUUCUUAUGCAUGGAUUAAUUGUGAAUAGUAUGGACUAUGUAAUAACUGGACGGAACAAAGCUCUAGGAUAUCUCUUAGCUGACAACAAUUUUGAUGUUUUUAUGGGAAAUUCUCGCGGCAGUCGUUAUUCAUUUGUGGAUCAUAAAAGAGCAAAUUAUUCAAAUUUAUGGAACUUUUCAUUCAAUGAAAUUGGAACCUACGAUGUUGCAGCGAUGAUUGAUUAUGUGCUGCGUCUAACAGGCAAACCUAAAUUAUUCUACGUCGGUCAUUCACAGGGCACAACAAGUUUAAUGACAUUGCUAUCAACUCGCCCAGAAUAUAAUUCGAAAAUUAUUCAAGCUCACUUAUUUGCACCCACAGCAUUUAUGAAGUAUUUUCCUAAUCAAAUUGUUAAGUCAAUUAUAGCACCGCUUGUUGAAAAUGCAAUCCAAAGAAAUUUAAAGUUGGUGAAUUUAACAGAAAUUUUGACAGCAGCUAAUCCUUUAACUAAGAUUUUCUGCAAUACAGCCAUUAAUCCAGUCACUACAGAACUUUGUAAAUCGUUUAUUUUUGCAUUUAUUGGGACAAAUACAUUUCAUUCAGAAAUUGACCCAAAUAUUCUUCCAAUUUUUGUUGAUCACAUUUCCUACACAAUAAGCUUGCAACAAAUCGAUCAUUACAUGCAAUCUUAUCGAAGUGGAAAGUUUAGAAAAUAUGAUUAUGGAAUGAAUAAUAUGAAGAUUUAUGGAACUACGGAACCACCUGAAUAUAAUAUCUCGAAUAUUAUUGCUCCAAUCUACUCUUACCGUGCUCCAGAAGACCUUUUGUCAUCGCGAAGGGAUAUUGAUCAUUUGAUUGAACUAUUACCAAAUGUGAAACAUAAUCGAGUGAUUCAAAACUAUAAUCAUGCAGACUUUAAUUAUGGUAGCAGAUCUCGCGGAAUAUUAUAUUACGAUGUAUUGAAAUUCAUGAAAUCCGAUCCUAUUUAUAAUCAUUAA